AUGCCAUACAUUGGAAUUGGAACUGGUGGAUUGCCAUGUGACGAAGAAACGACAAGAAAAAUGCUCAGAGAAGCGCUUGAGGCCGGAUAUCGACACAUUGAUACUGCAGCUAUGUAUUACACGGAGAAUAUCGUUGGUGAGGUCGUCGAAGACUUCAUUAAAGCCGGGAAAUUGAAAAGAGAGGAGAUUUUCAUUACAACGAAGUUGGCUCCAGUGAACCAUCGAGUCGAGUUCGUGCGAGAUGCUUUCAUGAACUCUUUGAAACGGUUGAGGACCAAUUAUGUGGAUAUGUUUCUGAUUCAUGUACCAGUCACAUACAAGAACGAAGGCUCUCUUGAUCUUUAUAUGUUUGACGUGCUUAAACUGCAACAAGACACUGGACACGAUUUAGUCGAAACUUGGAAAGAAUUGGAAAAGUUAUACAAAGAAGGGCUCACUAAAGCAAUUGGCUUAUCGAAUUUCAAUUCAAAGCAAGUGAAAAGAAUUUGUGAGAAUGCGGAAGUGAAACCGAUGAACAAUCAGAUAGAGCUUCAUGUCCAUUUCCAACAAAACGAGCUCCGAUCUGUCUGCAAAGAAUACGGGAUUGUGGUUACCGCAUUUGGACCGAUCGGUUGUCCAGGCAAGAAAGCAGAUCCAAAGUUUAAUUGGCCGUCGGACGGACCGCUUGAUGAUCCAGUGGUUGUUAAAUUAGCUGAGAAGCACAAGAAGACUCCAGCACAAAUACUCCUUCGUCACCUCUUCCAACACGAAAUCGUCGCUGUGCCCAAGAGCACUAAUCCCAGAAGGAUAAAAGAAAACAUUUCAAUAUUUGAUUUCGAAUUUUCAACAGAAGAGGUGAAGGAAUUGGAUCAAAUCCCGGCUCGACCAAGACUAUAUAAAAUUUCCGGAAUUGGCCAUCCGGAUUACCCAUUUGAUGACGUCACUGCUAAA
Molecule: messenger RNA, 930 nt
Organism: Mesorhabditis belari
Lineage: Eukaryota; Metazoa; Nematoda; Chromadorea; Rhabditida; Rhabditidae
Source: the annotation of a GenBank genome assembly